Messenger RNA from Pezoporus flaviventris, 2002 nucleotides. RefSeq names its product proteasome 26S subunit, non-ATPase 3 (gene PSMD3). Bases 47 to 1594 code for a protein of 515 amino acids. Gene Ontology annotation, molecular function: protein binding; enzyme regulator activity. The record is from RefSeq and is a predicted model, not a curated record. The transcript has 12 exons. Gene Ontology annotation, biological process: regulation of protein catabolic process; ubiquitin-dependent protein catabolic process. Gene Ontology annotation, cellular component: proteasome complex; proteasome regulatory particle, lid subcomplex. Lineage: Eukaryota; Metazoa; Chordata; Aves; Psittaciformes; Psittacidae.
GCGGGGCCUGGCGGCUCCCGGCGUGCCCCGCGCUUGGUGCAGUGUCAUGAAGCAGGAGGCCCCGUCCCGCCGCCGAGACAAGGCCAAGGCCCCCCCCGAGGGGCCCCCGCCCGCGCCCCCCGACGUGGAGAUGCAGGAGGAGGCGGCGGCCGCAGACACGGGCGGGGAGCGGCAGCCGCAGCGGGAGCUCGAUGCCGUCACGUUGGAGGACAUCAAGGAGCACGUGAAGCAGCUGGAAAAGGCUGUGUCGGGCAAGGAGCCGCGCUACGUCCUGCGGGCUCUGCGGGCCCUGCCCUCCACCUCCCGCCGCCUCAACUCCAACGUGCUCCACAAAGCCAUCCAUGGGUUCUUCACCUCCAACAGCGCCGUGCGGGAUUUCCUCCUCGGCUUCCUGGAGGAGUCCAUGGACACGGAAGCUGAGCUGCAGUUUCGCCCGCGCACGGGGAAGGCGGCCUCAGCCCCGCUCUUGCCAGAAGUGGAGACUUACCUGCAGCUGCUCCUGGUCAUCUACCUGAUGAACAGCAAGCGGUACCCAGAGGCUCAGAAGGUAUCUGACGACCUGAUGCAAAAGAUCAGCUCCCAGAACCGCCGGGCCCUUGACCUGGUGGUGGCAAAAUGUUACUACUACCACUCCCGCAUCUAUGAGUUCCUGAACAAACUCGACGUGGUCAGGAGCUUCCUGCACGCCCGGCUCCGGACGGCCACGCUGCGGCACGAUGCCGACGGCCAGGCCACCAUCCUGAACCUGCUGCUGAGGAACUAUCUCCAUUACAACCUCUACGACCAGGCCGAGAAGCUCGUCUCCAAGUCCGUGUUUCCUGAGCAGGCCAACAACAACGAGUGGGCUCGGUACCUCUAUUACACGGGGCGCAUCAAGGCCAUCCAGCUGGAGUACUCGGAGGCGCGGAGGACCAUGACGAACGCCCUGCGGAAGGCCCCGCAGCACACGGCCGUCGGCUUCAAGCAGACAGUGCACAAGCUGCUCAUCGUGGUGGAACUGCUGCUGGGGGAGAUCCCAGACAGGCUCCAGUUCAGACAGCCCUCCCUCAAGCGCUCGCUCAUGCCCUACUUCCUCCUGACUCAGGCUGUCAGGACUGGGAACCUGGCCAAGUUCAACCAAGUCCUUGAUCAGUUUGGGGACAAGUUCCAGGCCGAUGGCACCUACACCCUGAUCAUUCGUCUGAGGCACAACGUCAUCAAGACGGGUGUCCGGAUGAUCAGCUUGUCCUACUCUCGCAUCUCCCUGGCUGACAUCGCCCAGAAGCUGCAGCUGGACAGUCCAGAGGAUGCAGAGUUCAUUGUUGCCAAGGCCAUCCGGGACGGCGUGAUCGAGGCCAGCAUUAACCACGAGAAGGGCUACGUCCAGUCCAAGGAGAUGAUCGACAUCUACUCCACGCGGGAGCCCCAGUUGGCUUUUCACCAGCGCAUCUCUUUCUGCCUCGACAUCCACAACAUGUCCGUCAAGGCCAUGAGGUUCCCACCCAAAUCCUACAACAAAGACUUGGAAUCUGCAGAGGAGCGCCGGGAGCGCGAGCAGCAGGACCUGGAGUUCGCAAAGGAGAUGGCAGAGGACGACGAUGACGGCUUCCCCUGAGCCUCUGGCCUGCCUCUACUUUUUUAGCUGUCCCUAGGGCAGAUGCUGCCUGAGCGGCGCUUCCCCCGCACGGCCCCGGCCCCUUUCUUUUAUAGAUACCUGCAUGUCUGUCCGGUGGGAGGGGGACACUGGGGGGGGGGGGGAAAUCCCUGGCCAUGCAGCCUCUUCCCACCCCCUGCUCCCCGCAGCGGGAUCCCCCUUCCCCAAUCACCCAGCAUUCUUUUAAGGUCUCCUGUGGUCACGGGGGUUGCACAGAGGAGCCCCUGCCCUUGGGGCCUCCCUGGGCCGCAGAGCCGGGGCGGGUGCGGGGAGCGCGGCACCGCGGGUGCCCCCGGCUCUCGCAGCGAUGAUGGGGUCAAACUUUGUUAAGCUUCAAUUAUGACUUUUAAAAUAAAAGUGGGAAAAACA